GUAAUGGCGGAUGAAAAUGAAAACUCGUGCGACAAGUUUGACGAUGUGAAGCCGGACAAAAUGUUUACGCUGAAGAAGUGGAAUGCGGUGGCAAUGUGGAGCUGGGACGUUGAGUGUGAUACGUGUGCUAUUUGCCGUGUGCAGGUUAUGGAUGCGUGCCUUCGUUGCCAGGCGGAAAGCAAAAAGGAUACACUCGGCCGGCAAGACUGUGUUGUUGUGUGGGGUGAAUGUAACCACUCCUUUCAUCACUGCUGUAUGUCGCUGUGGAUUAAGCAGAACAAUCGGUGCCCGCUGUGUCAGCAAGAGUGGUCCAUCCAACGUAUGGGCAAAUAA
This is a messenger RNA of Anopheles maculipalpis, 333 nucleotides long. It is a transcript of the gene Roc2, whose product is annotated as RING-box protein 2. The record is from RefSeq and is a predicted model, not a curated record. NCBI's taxonomy places the organism in Eukaryota, Metazoa, Arthropoda, Insecta, Diptera, Culicidae. The transcript has 2 exons. Gene Ontology annotation, molecular function: zinc ion binding; cullin family protein binding; ubiquitin protein ligase activity. Gene Ontology annotation, cellular component: nucleus; Cul5-RING ubiquitin ligase complex. The coding region runs from base 4 to 333 and encodes 109 amino acids. Gene Ontology annotation, biological process: ubiquitin-dependent protein catabolic process; protein ubiquitination.